AUGCCACUUAUCUGAUUUGGAGUAGUUAGCAUCAAGGAAAUCAAGAACUAAUAAACAAAUGAUGAUAUUUUCUGCACGUAACUGAGCCAAUUCCUUCUUUUACAUAGGACUGAAGAGGAAGAAGUCUUGGAUUUCAAAUAAUAAUAAAAAUAAUACGACCAUUUCAAUGACAAACAUUUCAGUAACCCCAUUAUAAAUACUAGCCUAAUCCUCUUACAUAACCCACAGCCAAAAACAUUUCUCAUUAUAACAUUUAGAGUUUCCUAUCAUACAUACAUACACAAUUCUAGACCGAUUUUCAAGAUGUCUACUGGCUUUAUUCUCUUAGCAUUCAUUGCAUUUAGUUUCUCCUUUACCUCUGCAUCGGAUCCCAGCCCUUUACAGGAUUUCUGUGUCGCUGUGCGCAACAGCCCAGUGUUGGUGAAUGGAUUUGUGUGCAAGGAGCCAAAGCAAGUUCAGGCUGAUGAUUUCUUCUUCACGGGACUUGACAAACCAGGCAACACAAAUAACAAGGUUGGGUCCAAUGUGACCCAAGUAAACGUAGCCCAGAUAGCAGGACUCAACACCCUCGGAGUCUCUUUGGUUCGGAUAGACUAUGCACCCUAUGGUCUCAAUGCACCCCACACGCACCCAAGGGCAACCGAGAUCUUAACAGUCUUGGAGGGCACCCUUUACGUCGGAUUCGUUACUUCCAACCCUGACAAUCGCCUCAUAACAAAGGUCCUUCAGAAGGGCGAUGUGUUUGUCUUCCCAAUAAACUUGAUUCACUUCCAGUUUAACAUCGGCCACACCAAUGCCAUAGCGAUUGCAGGACUGAGCAGCCAGAACCCGGGAACCAUCACCAUUGCGAACGCCGUGUUUGGAUCAAAUCCACCCAUCUCAGAUGAUGUUCUUGCCAAGGCAUUCCAAGUUGAUAAGAAAAUAAUUGAUUAUCUCCAAUCGCAGUUUGGAAUGAAAAACUAGAGCAUGCCAUCUUACAGUAAACUCCCUCAGCAAUAUGUGGCAUAUCCACAAGUAGUUUCAUUACUAAUGUAGUUGCUUGAAUAAAAUGCGAGUGCAACACAUUU
Molecule: messenger RNA, 1067 nt
Organism: Magnolia sinica
Lineage: Eukaryota; Viridiplantae; Streptophyta; Magnoliopsida; Magnoliales; Magnoliaceae
Product: putative germin-like protein 2-1
Exons: 2
Coding region: 304-963 (219 amino acids)
Cellular component (GO): cell wall
Molecular function (GO): manganese ion binding
Source: RefSeq, a predicted model, not a curated record